Molecule: messenger RNA, 1248 nt
Organism: Plasmodium relictum
Lineage: Eukaryota; Apicomplexa; Aconoidasida; Haemosporida; Plasmodiidae
Gene: PIH1
Product: PIH1 domain-containing protein, putative
Exons: 3
Coding region: 1-1248 (415 amino acids)
Cellular component (GO): cytoplasm
Source: RefSeq, a predicted model, not a curated record
AUGAAUAAUGUAUAUGAAUAUUUUUUGCAAGAAAAAAAUAAGAAUAUACAAUUCUCAACUGAUAAAUUAAAUGAUUUAUUACAAAACAAAAAAACAAUAAAAAUUUCUCCUCAAAAAGGUUUUGUCAUAAAAGCAUAUGAAAAAAAUGGAGGAAAGGUGUACUUCAACAUAUGUUCAUCUAAUUUAAUUGCUGAAUUUCAUUUAAAGAGAAUUCCUGAUUUAAAUAAUGAAGAGGGAUUGAGAAUACCUUUAAGUAUAGGCGAAGAAAAAAACAAAGAAGAUAAAAAGGGGAAUAAAUACAAAACAUAUGAUAUUGUUCUUAAUACAAAAGUUGUUAUAGAAAGUAAAAAAAAUUUAGAAUUAAAAAAAAUUAUUGCUGAAUUAGUUCAGGUAGCUGUAAAAAAUAAAUAUAAGACAGAAACUUGUGCAAAUUUAUUCUUUUUUCCCGAUCAUAAAUACAAAGGAAGCAGUCCAGAUGAUCAAUACAUAAAAGAUGAUCAACAGCAUAAAUUUAAUAUAAUAGAAGACGAAAAUGAAGAAGAAAAAAAAAAUAAUGAUAUGCAUAAUUUUAAAGAGAGUAUAGACAUUGAAAAUUACUUCACAAUUAAAAAACCUGAAUGGGAUAUGUGGUUUAUCCAUAAAAAUAUAAUAGAAGAAAAGUAUAAAACAAUGAAGGAAUUUUAUAUACCUUAUAUACGUAAGUCCCCAUUAAAUGGUGCAAUUGACUGUUUUGAUUUUAAACCUCCCUUUUUAAAAUGCAAAAAAAAAAAAGAAAGGAAAAAAAGUGAAAUAUUCAAAUCUUUUUUGAAUGAAUAUAAUAUUGAAUUAGAUGAUGAAUUUUUAUCAUAUGAAAAAAUAAUAAAUACGAUAUGUGUUAUUCAAAUCCAACUUCCUUUUUUUAUUCUUGCUGAUCGUAAUAAAAAAAAUAAUGAUGACCCAUUUGUUAUCUCUCAUUUUGUCAAUCUAUAUAUAUGUGAUGAAUUUUUAAGUGUAUUUUUUAAAAAGUCUCCCUUGUUUCCAUUAGAAUAUAAUCCUCCUUAUAAAAAUUUUAAUAUUCGUUUUCCUUUUUAUUUUGAAACAUCAAAAGCGAAAUCACAAUAUCUAGAAAAGUAUCAUCUUUUAAAUAUUAUAAUACCAGUUAGUAAAAGUUCUUCUAGUUCUGUUAUAUUUAAAGACUUAACUGAGAAUUCUAAAGACAGUUUAUCUAAUUACAAUGAAGAAGCAACCAGUGAUAGUUCUAUGUUUUAA